UGCACUCGUCGACGCUGCGGCGGGGUACCGGUAUCUGAGUUUCAUGGAUGCCUACUCUGGUUACAAUCAGAUACCGAUGCACCGACCAGACGAGGACAAAACGGCGUUCAUAACGCCAGGAGGAACGUUCUGCUAUAAGGUAAUGCCAUUUGGCUUAAAAAAUGCAGGGGCAACGUAUCAAAGGCUGAUGAACAGGAUAUUCCACAACCUCAUAGGAAAAACGGUCGAAGUUUACGUGGACGACAUCCUGGCAAAGACAAUACGACCUGAUGACCUCCUAAACGACCUGGCAAGCGUAUUUGCGUCCCUCCGUCAACAUGGCAUGAGGCUGAACCCCCUCAAGUGCGCCUUCGCCAUGGAAGCCGGCAAGUUCCUGGGAUUCAUGAUAACUCAAAGAGGGGUAGAGGCUAACCCGGAGAAGUGCCAGGCAAUACUUCAGAUGAAGAGCCCGGGAUGUAUCAAGGACGUCCAGAGGUUGGCAGGAAGGUUGACAUCACUCUCUCGGUUUCUCGGAGCCUCAGCGGCAAAGGCCCUGCCGUUUUUUAACCUCAUGAAGAAAGGGAUGGCGUUCGAAUGGACACCAGCGUGCGAAGAAGCCUUUCGACACUUCAAGGAAAUCUUGGCGGCACCCCCCGUUCUCGGGAAGCCAAGAGACGGGGAACCACUAUACCUGUAUCUCGCCAUAACAAGCGAAGCCCUAGCCGCAGUGCUAGUACGGGAGGACGGGAAGACCCAACAGCCAGUCUACUUCAUAAGCAGGGCUCUGCAAGGAGCAGAAUUAAGAUACAGCAAGUUGGAAAAGCUAGCCUUAGCGCUCCUAACCUCCUCGAGAAGGUUGAAGCAAUACUUCCAGAGUCACCAAGUGGUCGUCAGGACAGACCAAGGGAUUAGGCAAGUUCUCCAAAAGCCCGACCUGGCGGGAAGAAUGAUGACUUGGUCCAUCGAACUCUCUCAAUAUGACAUACGGUACGAGCCCCGGCAAGCCAUCAAGGCGCAGGCCAUGGCGGAUUUCUUGGUUGAAGUAACGGGAGAUCCAGGCGAAGACAUGGGUACACGGUGGAAGCUCCAUGUGGACGGAGCCUCCAACCAGACCUACGGAGGAGCCGGGAUCAUCCUAGAAAGUCCAAACGGGGUCGUAUACGAACAGUCGGUCAGAUUCGAGUUUCCCAUCUCGAACAAUCAAGCAGAAUACGAAGCCCUCAUUGGAGGCUUAACCCUAGCAACAGAGGUCGGCGCAAAAAGGCUGGAAGUAUGCAGCGAUUCCCAAGUCGUCACUUCCCAAGUGAACGGCAGCUACCAAGCCAAGGACCCCUUGUUGCAGAAGUACUUGGAAAAGGUUAAAAGCUUGAGCCAAAAGUUCGAAGAGGUCACGGUCCAGCAUGUACCCAGAGAAAGGAACACACGGGCAGACCUCCUAUCAAAAUUGGCCAGCACGAAGCCAGGGGAGGGGAACCGGUCUCUCAUCCAAGGCAUGACAAGGGAACCCGCGAUCACACUACACAUAGCGACCCUAAGUCCUUCAUGGCUAGACCCCAUCACCAACUACCUAGAACACGGCCAAGUCCCUGGUGACGAAAAGGAUGCGUUGAAAUUAAGGAGGGAAGCGGCCAAGUACGCUGUCAUCCAAGGACAGCUGUUCAGAAAGGGACUCAGUCAACCCUUACUGAAGUGCCUACACCCCGACCAAACGGACUACGUCCUCAAGGAAGUCCACGAGGGCUGCUGUGGGCACCACAUCGGAGGAAAAGCCCUAGCAAGAAAGUUGAUCCGAGCUGGAUACUACUGGCCGACGAUGAUGGCAGAUUCCAAAGAGUUUGUCGGAAAAUGCAUAAAGUGCCAACAGAACGCCAAUUUUGCCAAAGCACCGGCAAACGAGUUAAGCUUGCUGACGACUUCUCGGCCGUUCGCUCAAUGGGGAGUCGACCUCUUAGGGCCCUUCCCUGUCGGCCCUGGGCAGGUCAAAUAUCUCAUAGUGGCAAUCGAUUACUAUACCAAGUGGAUAGAAGCCGAACCAUUGGCUAGCAUAUCCUCAGCCAAUUGCAGAAAAUUCAUGUGGAGGCAGGUGAUAACACGGUUCGGGAUACCAGAAGUCGUCAUCUCGGACAACGGCACACAAUUUACUGACAAAAAGUUCACGGGAUUUCUCAACGGCCUAGGAAUAAGGCAAAAGUUCUCUUCGGUAGAACACCCUCGGACGAAUGGACAAGUGGAGUCCGCCAACAAGGUUAUCCUUUCAGGACUAAAGAGGAGGUUGGACAACAAAAAGGGUGCUUGGGCCGACGAACUGGCAUCAGUCCUCUGGUCUUACCGAACAACCGAGCAGUCCUCCACCAAGGAAACCCCUUUUCGGCUAACAUACGGGGUGGACGCGGUAAUACCCGUAGAAAUCGGAGAACCAAGCCCACGGCUCCUUUUGAAGGGGGUAGAGGAAGCCGUAGAAAAGGACCUGAUAGAAGAAGCCCGAGAAAUGGCCCACUUGACAGAAACGGCGCUAAAACAAAGAGUGGCACUCCGCUACAACACCAAAGUACUCAAGAGGGAAUUCGAGCCAAACGACCUCGUCCUGAGGCGAAAUGAUAUCGGCCUGCCGACCCCCGGAGAAGGCAAGCUGGUGGCUAACUGGGAAGGCCCAUUUAGAGUCAAGAAAGUGAUGGGAAAAGGAGCAUACAAACUAGAAAGACUCGACGGCAAGGAAGUCCCAAGAACUUGGAAUGCGGACAACCUUAGAAGAUUCUACUCCUAG
This is a messenger RNA of Arachis duranensis, 2743 nucleotides long. RefSeq lists its product as uncharacterized. The coding region runs from base 44 to 2743 and encodes 899 amino acids. The transcript is spliced from 2 exons. Lineage: Eukaryota; Viridiplantae; Streptophyta; Magnoliopsida; Fabales; Fabaceae. Gene Ontology annotation, biological process: DNA integration. The record is from RefSeq and is a predicted model, not a curated record. Gene Ontology annotation, molecular function: RNA-DNA hybrid ribonuclease activity; nucleic acid binding.